Meleagris gallopavo (turkey) is the source of this 4301-nucleotide messenger RNA. The record is from RefSeq and is a predicted model, not a curated record. Lineage: Eukaryota; Metazoa; Chordata; Aves; Galliformes; Phasianidae.
AUGUAGAUAAAAUAGUUAAAGAUUUUUUGUGUAGUAAGCUAGUUGUGUUUUGUGUUAUCUCAUUAUGAAGUCCUCAGACACUGUUAUCUUUCAGAGAGGAUGGGAAUAAAAGUAACAGAAUUUCUUUGAUUAAUUUAUAUUUGAGGCUUCUGAAGUAAGCACAAAAAGGAGAACAUCAACUGAAAACAACGAGCCAUGUGAGAAGAAGACCAAGUCACUACAAAGUACUAUGGAUGACAUCUGUAAUCCAAUGAAGACUCAGGAUAAAAAAGACCUUCUGACGUAUGAAAAGCCCCGCAUAUGUCUGCAAACUCUAGACAGACUGAGAGAAUUCUACUGUGAUUCAGAUCAGCCAUGUAACAGAGUCCAAGAAGACAGUUUUCGGGAGAAACAAUCAUUGAUUUUGGAGAAGUGCCCCAAUAUUACUGGGAGAAGUCUGGAACUGAAGAACCCUCUUCAGUAUGGGGACACUAGCCCAAAGGUUGCUCAGAAGGAGGAGCCACACUGUGAUCUUAGCCAGUUUUCUGCAUCCUUUAGAAACUAUGAAACUACUUCAGACAUAAAUCUCAAUAAGAGAACCAAAACCAUUUACACUCCACUGGAACUUCAAUUCAUAGAAAUGAAGAAACGAUAUAAAGAUGCUAUUUUGUGUGUGGAGUGUGGAUACAAAUAUCGCUUCUUUGGAGAAGAUGCUGAGAUUGCAGCUAAAGAGCUAAACAUUUGCUGUCAUCAAGAUCAUAACUUUAUGACAGCCAGUAUACCAACUCACAGACUGUUCGUCCAUGUGCGACGACUUGUAGCAAAAGGACAUAAGGUUGGAGUAAUAAAACAAAUGGAAACUGCAGCACUGAAGGCUGCUGGAGACAGUAAAAGCUCCCUCUUCAGCCGGAAACUGACUGCUCUCUAUACAAAGUCUACACUUAUUGGAGAAGAUGUGAACCCUUUGCUGAAGUUAGAUGAUUCUGUAGAUGUUGAAGAGGUAACUACAGAUGUCCCUGAUAACUACCUCCUCUGUAUUUGUGAAAAUGGAGAAAAUGCAAAAAACAGAAAGAAAGGUGACAUUCUUAUGGGUGUUAUGGCAAUCCAACCAACUACAGGAGAAGUUGUUUUUGACAGUUUUUGGGAUUGUGCAUCUCGCUUAGAAUUAGAGAGUCGGUUUUUACGCCUGCAGCCAGUUGAACUAAUACUUCCAUCCAGCUUGUCAGAUCAAUCUGAAAAGCUCAUCAACAGUGUAACCUCCAUGAGUUUAACUUGCAUUGUUGCUGUUGGCUCCUUUAUCAUAAAUCCUAGCUUGGAAGGUCCUCAAAAACUAUCUGUAAUACUAAGCUUGGAUAAGCCUAUUAUUUGUGCUCUGGCAGCAGUAAUUGCAUACCUCAAAGAAUUUAAUUUGGAAAAGAUGCUUUACAAUCCAAGCAAUUUCAAACAGUUGACAAGUGAAACUGAAUACAUGACAAUUAACGGGACAACAAUGAAAAAUCUUGAAAUUUUACAGAAUCAGACUGAUUUGAAAACAAAAGGAAGCCUCCUUUGGGUCUUGGAUCAUACUAAAACUUCCUUUGGUCGUCGGAGACUGAAGAAAUGGGUAACUCAACCGCUCAUGAAAUCCAGUGAAAUAAAUGCCCGGCUUGAUGCUGUGUCUGAAAUUCUCCUGUCAGAAUCCAACGUGUUUGGCCAGAUUCAGAAUCUUCUUUGUAAGCUGCCAGAUUUAGAGAGAGGUCUCUGCAGUGUUUUUCACAAAAAGUGUUCAACCCAAGAGUUCUUCUUGAUUGUCAGCACUCUGUCUCGUCUGGACUUGGAAAUUCAAGCUCUUGUUCCAGCCAUACAUUCUCAUGUGAAAUCUCCUCUGUUACAAAAUGCACUGCUGGAAAUCCCAGAACUUCUCUCCCCAGUAAAACAUUAUUUAAAGAUUCUUAAUGAAGAAGCUGCUAAGACUGGAGAUAAAACCCAACUAUUCAAAGACCUUACAGAUUUCCCUGUCAUCAGAAAUAAAAAGGAAGAGAUUCUGGAUGUGCUGUCUAAAAUCCAAUUACAUCUUCUGGAAAUUCGUGAACAAAUUAAGAAUCCUUCUGCAGAGUAUGUUACAGUUUCUGGUCAAGAGUUUUUGGUAGAAGUAAAAAAUUCCCGUAUAUCAUCUGUGCCAUCUAACUGGGUUAUGGUUAGUAGCACAAAAGCUGUCAGCCGUUUCCACUCUCCUUUUAUUAUAGAAAAUUACAGACAUCUCAAUCAGCUUCGGGAGCAGCUAGUCCUUGACUGUGGUGCUGAAUGGCUGCAUUUUCUAGACCAUUUUAGUGAGCAUUAUCACCCUGUAUCUAAAGCGAUUGGUCACCUAGCAACUAUCGACUGUCUGUUCUCAUUGGCACAGGUGGCUAAACAAGGAGACUACUGCAGACCAGUUGUGAAAGAUAAUCAGCAAGAAAUAGUUAUAAAAAAUGGCAGGCACCCUGUGAUCGAUGUAUUACUGGGAGAACAGGAUCAAUAUGUUCCAAACACCACUAACCUAUCAAGAGAUGGUGAAAGGGUCAUGAUAAUAACUGGACCUAACAUGGGAGGAAAGAGCUCCUAUAUAAAGCAAGUUGCAUUGAUCACAGUCAUGGCACAGAUUGGUUCCUAUGUUCCUGCAGAGGAGUCAACAAUUGGCGUUGUGGAUGGUAUUUUUACCAGAAUGGGUGCUGCAGAUAACAUUUACAAAGGCCGAAGUACCUUUAUGGAAGAACUGACAGACACUGCUGAGAUAAUAAGAAAAGCAACUUCAAGAUCACUAGUAAUUUUGGAUGAACUGGGAAGAGGAACUAGCACGCAUGAUGGAAUUGCUAUUGCUUAUGCCACACUUGAACAUUUUAUUACAGAUGUGGAGUCACUAACGUUGUUUGUCACCCACUAUCCUUCAGUUUGUGAGCUAGAAAAAGUUUAUCCAGAAAAAGUUGGUAAUUACCAUAUGGCUUUCUUGGUGAAUGAGGAAGAAAGUGCUGAACAGAAAGGAUCUGAAGAGGAAGAGAAUCCUGAAUUUAUCACUUUUCUUUAUCAAAUAACUAAAGGAGUCACUGCAAGAAGCUAUGGGCUAAAUGUUGCCAAACUGGCAGAUAUUCCUGAAGAAAUCUUGAAGAAGGCAGCUCACAAAUCAAAGGAGUUAGAGAGACUGGUGAAUAUGAAAAGAAAAAUGCUGAAGUCUUUUGCUGAAGUAUGGAAAAUAAAUGAUUCUCAGGAACUAGAGAAAUGGAGAAAUACGUCUGAACCUGGAGAUGAAAGGACAGAUUUUAAUCCUCAGAUCAUGCUUAAAGAUAGAAAAUACUGCAGAUAGAAAAUUUAAGUCUGGAGAGUAAUAGAUUCUAUCAGUGCGUAUAUAGAUGUAGGUGCAUUAAGUUGGCUUCUCUGCUUUUCCAGAGAUAAAAGAUGCUGGGCUGUGAUAUGGUGCCCUAUAUCCACAUCCACUAUCUGAUCAUAAUUUCCUUACUCCAUAUUCCUUCCCUGAAGGAAUUUUCCUUAAUUGCAAAAUAGUAUUGGAUUAAGUUUAGAAUAUGUAUAGAAAACAUGGAAAAUUAUGUUGGUAACUUAUUAGAUUCAUGUUUUAUAAAUAAAAUAAUGGAUUUUAACUUUAUUGUACUUCAAUUUCUACUGAAAUAAUUCUCUGCAUUGUGAAAAUGUAACUGAAUCCUGACUAUGCUGUACUGAUGUGCAAGUGGGAAGAACAAAUAAUAUAAACUGAUUUUUUUUUCAUUCUAAUGCAUUUAAAAUUGUUUAUGUAAAGCACCCCUUAAGUUUGAUGUACACAAUGAAUUUAAGAAUGUGUGUGUUAUACAGCUGGAUGAGAGAGUCUUACUUCUGCUGAUGACAUUAAUGAUGAUGCAUUGUGUAACUUUCAAAGACACAAAACAUGCACUGAAUGCAUUUCUGCUUCCCUCUCCUUCAUUCUCAUACCUGCCCACUUCCUUUUUACUCCAGAUAUGGUAACAAGAGCUGAAAUGGGUGAUUCAAACUAUGCAAUUCAAACUCCCAGCAUAGAGCUGGAAAAAACAGAAAUAUUUUAAAUUUUUUUAUUUGCAAUUUUCAAGUUUCAAGGAAAUUUCACAUAGGAAUUUGGUGUCCAGAUUGCUGGUUUUUCUUCAUAAAUCCAACUAAGUGGAGCAUCUUGUUAUGAAAAUGAAUAAUGGCAUUCACGUACUUAAUUCUUAGCAAAUAGCUUUUGCUAAUAUAAUAUAAUGUUAUAUUAAAAAAAGUAUUUUAUAAAAUGAAAAGAUUUCAGUAAAAUAUCUAGGUUUCACUAUAAAGAAAAUAAUAAAUUGGGUUUUGUCAUCUUUGAGACA